This is a messenger RNA of Argiope bruennichi, 2133 nucleotides long. RefSeq names its product flavin-containing monooxygenase 5-like. The coding region runs from base 259 to 1851 and encodes 530 amino acids. NCBI's taxonomy places the organism in Eukaryota, Metazoa, Arthropoda, Arachnida, Araneae, Araneidae. Gene Ontology annotation, molecular function: N,N-dimethylaniline monooxygenase activity; NADP binding; flavin adenine dinucleotide binding. The transcript is spliced from 3 exons. The record is from RefSeq and is a predicted model, not a curated record.
CAUGACGAUUUUCUCAUGGCAUCAGUCUAUUCUGUCAAAUAUUUCAUUUUCUCGUAUAGAGAUGAAGGCUGUGUAAUUAUUUGCCAAAGCGUUUUCACAAUUCUUGCGCACGUGCUGUUCAUCAUGGAAUUUAUGAAUAUGCAGGUGAGAUUAUUUAAAGGACUUUUGCGGCUGAGCAAACGAUAGAGAGGAGCAGUUUCUCGAAUGUAGAAUUAGUAACCCAUCCCUUUCCAAAUUCUUCAUCACCAGAGUCGAUAAAUGGCUUCUCCUAAGAAAAGAAUCGCCAUCCUCGGAGCUGGAUUUUCUGGCAUGUGUUCGAUAUGGACUUUGUUGGAAGAGGGUGGUUUCGAGCCGGUUUGCUUUGAAAAAACUGACCAGCCAGGAGGUACAUGGUGCUACAGAAAAGAAGCCAUUGACGGCGUCGGUUCCAUCAUGCCCACGACCAUCAUCAACCACAGCAAGGAAAUGGGUGCCGUGAGCAAUUGGAUUCCACCCAAAGAGAGCAGUAAUUUCCUGCGGCACGGAGAACUCUACCAUUACGCCCUGAAUAUCGCAAAGUCCAGAGGAGCUCUGAAAUACAUCCAAUACAACAUAGAAGUCACGAACGUCAAAAGAACUGAUGAUUAUGAGGGGAGUGGGAGAUGGAGAGUUACAACACAGAACACAGUUACUGGACAAAUAUCUUCUGAUACUUAUGAUGGGGUUUUGGUUUGCGUCGGACACAUCAAUCGACCUAAAAUGCCAUCUUAUCCUGGCCAAGAUCUGUACAAGAAUCAAAUUAUUCACACACAUAGUUUGAAAGAGGUCGAAUCAUAUAGAAAUAAAAUUGUGGUUGUAGUUGGCAUGGGCUGCUCUGGACUAGAUGCAGCUGUAGAAAUUAGCAAUGUUGCAAAGCAAGUAUAUCUCAGUACUCGCUCUGGAGCACAUGUUUUUCAACGUGCUGGACCACAUGGAUAUCCAUUCGAUUAUAUUCUGCUCAGACGUUGGUUGUAUAUUUUAUAUAGCAUACUUCCACCUCACAUCAUGAGUUGGUUUUUGGAAUCUAUAUUCAUGGAACCUCAGUUUAGCUCAAAUAUGUAUGCUGUCAAGCCACUUAACCAUGUCUUUUCCAAGGAUCCGGUCAUUAAUGAUGCUUUAGCGUCGAAGUUGCUCUCUGGGCUUAUAAAACAGGUGCCUGAUAUACUGGAAUUCACAGAAGAUGGUAUCAUUUUUGAAGGCGACACAGAAGUCACUAAAGCAGAUGCUGUGAUCAUGGCGACAGGAUAUACAUGGAAGUUUCCUUUUCUAGAAGAUGGCAUUUUGGUUCACAAACAAGGCAGAUUUAAUCUUUAUAAGUGUAUGUACCCGGCGCAUUUGAAUCAUGGAACGCUAGCAUUCAUUGGUUUUGUUCUACCCUUUGGACCAGGUUUUCCUAUUGGCGAACUUCAGAUUCGGUGGGCAACUCAGAUCUUAGCUGGCAACUGCAAACUUCCAUCUAAAGAAGUGAUGCUUAAUGAUAUGCUGAAAAAAUACAGGUAUAAUCUGUCGAGAUAUGUACCGAAUGAGAAACGGUCAAUACAAGUAGAUUUCAUACAAUACUGUGAUGAUAUAGCUUCUCAGAUGGGAGUGAAACCUAAUUUCGUGAAGAUGCUUCUAACAGAUCCAAAAUUAUUUUUGAAGUUAUUUUUCGGACCUUCUCUGCCCUAUCAGUACAGGCUUCAAGGGCCUCAUUCUUGGAACGGAGCCAGAAAAGCCAUCAUGACUUGUGAAGAAAGAGUAUUGUAUCCAUUAACGAAGAAAACUUCAGAGGAGAUUUCGGAGAACAUUUUUCUGGUGAUUUUCAAGAAGAUACUGAGACCUUUAUUCUAUUGACACAUUUAAAAUGAUUUCACUAAUGAUUAAAAAUUGAAUUGCAUAUAAUUCAAUUUUAUUCAACAAUAAAAUGCAUAACUUAUAUGGAUUUAUCAUUAUCUAAUCUGUAUACCUUCUGAGUAUAUGUGCAAAUAUUUGACAAAUGCUUAUCUAUUAAUUAUUAUUAUUACCAACGACUUCUGUUAAUGUUGAAUCCAUUGAAAAUCAUAGUAAUAUAUGCUUUAAAUGGAAAAAAACAGACCUUAUAAUAAAAUUUAUUUUCCACGUAAAUUAUAAGCCAUC